AAUGAAUUGAAAAAUAUAUACAUCAAAGGUUGAAAAUAAUAAGUUUUUACAAGCAGGAUGUAAUGAUUGAUUAAUAAUAUUUGUUUUAAAAUCACAGAAAAGGUGUUAAAAAUAAAUAAUACAAAUUAUUAAAAGAAUGAUACUUGCAAACUAAGUUUUAACUUCUUAUAUUUUAGAAGUAUGAAACAUUGAUUUUCACAAAAUAAUAAAUGAAGAAUCUGAAGAAGCUAUACAUACUAGUUCUAAAAUUAGAGAGCAUUAUACUGGCUCAAGGAUUGAUCUUUGAUGGAACAGAAUCAAUCUACAGAGAGAAUUAAAGUUAAACUAAAAAGCCCCAAUCCAUUGUUUGAAAAGUGGUUGUUAAAAUGGCAUGAAGAAGAAGUUGAUGCAGGAAAGAUUGAAACAACUUAUAGUAAGGCACUUGAAUCAUUAAGAAAGUUUCCAUUGGUACUGAACAGUGGUUUUGAAUGUAUUAUAUUAGAACACUUCGAUAAACAACUUUGUCUAAAACUUACCCAUCAACUAAAUGAAUAUGAAGCUUCCAAUGGCAAAAAGUUUAGUGAAGGAACAGAUGUUCAGGAUAUGUCAAAUGGUCUUAGAGAAAGUGAAAGUAGUUGUGAUGUCAGAAAGGAAGAUACAAAUGAUCUCACUUCUCCUGAAAGAUCCUUAAAAAAUAAGGAAAAUGGAAAGGAACAAAAGAAAAAGAUAAAGAAACGUAUAUAUAUACCAAUGAAAAGAUCUGCUGCUUAUGGAAUUUUACUGAGCCUUUUAUUGAAAGAAAAUGAACCCAACUAUAUAGGUUUUUCAACUAAGGCUGAAGUUAUUGCAGCAGCUCAACGGCACACUGAUGUAUCAAUGAAAAAAGCUGUUUCUGGUGGUUUUUAUACCGGAUGGUCCUCGAUGUCCCAACUGGUUUCUAAAGGCCUUGUUGAAAAAUUCAGCAAUCCAGCUAAGUAUAAACUAACUGAAGAAGGCAGAAUGCUUGCAAUUAGACUAAAAAAUGAUUGUUCUAUCUUCACUGAUGAGCAACCAAAAGAUCCGAUUUUAUCUCUUGAAUCUGCCUCAGAACUGAUUGCUCCUCAUAAACCAAGAGGUAGAAAAAACAAGAUUAUAAAUUUUGAAAGUACUUCUUCUCAAAGCUAUGAUGUAAUUGCUUCUUUACAAACUGAAAAUAAAUCUGCUAGUAGUUCUCAGAAUCAUGAGUUUUCAGAAGGGGCUUCAAACAGCCAAAAGCUUUCAGAUAACCUUUCCCAAAAUAAUAAAGUCAUAGAAGGAUGUGAUUUUGAAGAGAACCAAGACUUACCUGGAACUUUGUCUUCUCAAAGUCAAGAAUUUGAAACUCAGGAAAUGAUUUUUCUCCCUGAUAAUUUUGAUAUCAUACUUUUAGUCGAUAAUCAAGAAACUGAAGGAAAGGAGAAAAAAGAUGAAUCUGAAAUUUUAGUUUUACUGGAGAGCUUAAAUAUAAAAUUUGAGGUUAGAGGCCUCAAGGUAGGAGAUUACCUUUGGGUCGCCAGGGAUUGUAUUGGAAGAGAAAUGGUACUGCCAUACAUAAUUGAAAGGAAACGUUUUGAUGACUUAUCCCGUAGUAUAAAAGAUGGAAGAUUUCAUGAACAAAAAUUUCGUCUAAAAUUGUGUGGCUUGCAAAAUAAGAUAUAUCUGGUCGAAAGUCAUGGCUUUGAACACACUCAAGCUACGGAAUACCUUUACCAAGCUAUUACAAAUACUAUGGUUUGUGAUAAGUUCACUGUGAGAUUUUCUAAAAAUCUAAAAGAUACGGCUAGAUAUCUAGCAACUGUUACAAAAAUUCUCAAAAAUUUAUUCCAGAGCAAAACACUUUUCUCUUGUAAAAAGGAUUCAGUUUCUGAAACCAUUGAUUUGAAGGAUGAUGUUGUAUCGUUACUUUCCUACCAAGAAUUUUCUCGAGAUAUGGAAAAAACAAAAGAAUUGACUGCUAGAGAAGACUUUGCGUUACAAUUAGUCCAACUAAAAGGCAUGUCAAGCGAUAAGGCAUGGGCGAUAACUGAAGUUUAUCCUACACCAAAAACCCUCAUUGAAGGUUUCUUAUAUAGUGAUGCUGAAAACGUCAUAUCUGAGCUUAGGAGUGGCUUGAUGAAAAACAAAAUUGGACCUCAGAUAGCAUCAGUAUUACGAACUUUUUACACUUCAAAAGAGUUCACUGGUUGAAAUUAGAAGUUAUUUUUAUUUUUUAGACUGCAUCAUGGUUUCAUUGGUUUUUUUUUUAAAACGUUAAAGUACUUUAAUAUUUCUUUUCUACAUAUUUGAUCACUGUUUAUAAAUUAGUUUUAUUGUCAUGUUAUUCAUGAUUUGGUGUUGUAAUAAUUAAAAGUCGGUUGUGAUUUUAUUAAUUUUAAUUUAAUCAACAUAAUUUAAAAAUUCAAUCUAUCUGUUAUUAUAUUAUAUGAAUGUAUUUUAUGAAAUUUAAGUAUCAAUAACUGUAAUAAAUUGAUUAUAAUAUUUUCUUUGUUUUUAAUAAUAAAUAUUUGUAUUUUUAUUUGUUUU
Molecule: messenger RNA, 2520 nt
Organism: Nezara viridula (southern green stink bug)
Lineage: Eukaryota; Metazoa; Arthropoda; Insecta; Hemiptera; Pentatomidae
Source: the annotation of a GenBank genome assembly